ACCUAAUAGUAACUGAUUUAAUAAGGUUUUAAUCCUAAUUUUAGUUAUUGCAUAAUUAAUUACCUUUAUCCUGCAUAACAAUUUGACAUAGACAAUGUGAAAAAAUAUUUCUUAGACAUGAAUUGCUUAAAUGAAAUUUAUUUUAGCGAUUAAUAUUUUUUAUCAGGGGCUAGCUGUACUUCAAAUAAUGAUAUAACAAUAAAAUAUACUCCUGAAAACAAGAAUACAAAGAUAUAUUCCUUUACCUUUAUAUUUUAAAUUGUAGCCGCUUUACCUGCUGACUAUACUUUAAAAUCGAUUGUCGAAAUAAAUAAUGUCUCUUAUCAAAGCGAUAUGGGAUAUUAUACUGAGUAAAAUAAUGGAUAUUCUUUUAAUUAAAAUGGUGUGUAUUAAUAAUCGUAAAAUGUAGAUAGUUUAACACUCAAAAUAACACCAUUUAAUAGGAAUAUUGGGAAUUAAUAUCAAAUUUAUUUGUAAAAAUUAGUACUAAUUGUAUAAUUGUGCUAAAUAAAUUGUUCAUAGUGUGAUUCUAAUUAAUUAUGCUUAUAAUGCUAUCCUGGGUAUUACCUUCAGCAAAAAACAAACUAAUGUGUAACUUCUUGCGAUUAUAACUAAUUUGUGAAUUAAUUGAGCUAGUGCUAAUCAUGUGAUCCAGGUUGUAAAACUUGUAAAGGUCCAUAUCCAAAUAACUGUUUAUCAUGUAACAUAGGACUAUAUUAUAAUUAAACCACAUAAUAAUGCAUUUGUGAUCCAACCUGUUAAACUUGUGAUGGUCCAAGUUAAACUAAUUGUUUAUCUUGUAGCUCUGGGUUAUACUAUUAGUAAGCUGCAAAACAGUGUGUAUAAUCUUGUAAUUAAAAUUAAUUUCCAAAUUAAUAAUUGUAAUAAUGUUAAUCAUGUGAUUAAAGUUGUGCAAGUUGUGAUGGAAAGGACCCAAACAAUUGUUUAAGUUGUUACCCUAACACCUUUCUCUACAACAAAAAUUGUGUAAGCCUUUGUCCAAAUGGGUUUUAAAGUAAUUUUACUGCUCAUACAUGCGAUUCAUGCUAAAAUUAUUGGAGCCUAUAAUGCAAUCCCUGCUAUGCGAGCUGUAAAAAAUGUGAUUAGUCAUAGAUUUAAAAUUAAUAAUGUCAGACUUGCUAUAAUGAAACAAGAUAAAUAGAUGUUUAAAGUAAAAAAUGCCUUUGCAAAAACUAAAACGAUACAAGGAAUAUAUUUUAUUAAUGUAGCUAUGAAAAUAUUGCUGUCAUUGAUGCAAAAUUAAGUUCUACAUCUCCAUAGCUCAGUAUUGACUUGGGAUCUCCAUUGAUGAAUAUCAUAUCAAAUACACCUUAGUCUUUGUGCUCAUAGAUAUUUGAUUAAACAACACUAGGCCUUCUUGGGUUAGAUUCUUAAUGCGAAAUCAAUGGGAAUAGAAUUUUGGUUAACUUAAGCGACUCAUCGACAAUCAUGGAAAAUAAUUCAAUUAAUUUUUUGCCAAAUAAGCUGCAGUUUAUAGAUUAUACGGGCACGUUCAUUAACAUAUUUUAUAGAAACAUUACUUUCUAAGAGUACCCUGGAAUCCCUUAACUUUAAUUUAGCUAUAAUCACAUAGAAAAUAGCUGUAACUCUAUAAAUAUAACUCUUUACAAUAUUUAAAACGAUGCAGGAAGAAAAUUUAUGAGUCUAAAUUGGACUUUAAUUUAAAUUGUAGGCUCGAUAAGUAGCGAGUAGUAAGAAAGUAUAAAGGAGAUCUUAUUAAAAGCAAGCUAAAUCAAAAACACAAGUUUAAUAAUAGAUCCUAAAUUCAUACCCCCAAAUAUUAAUAUAACAAUAUAAUUUAGUUAUUUACUUAAGGUUAACUAAGCUGGUUCUUAAAUGUUCACAAUUAUUUAUCAAAAAUAAAAAUUUAUAAGAAUCAACUAUUAGCAAUCUUUGUACCCACCAAUUUAUAGAUCUAUGAGCUUGAGUUUCUACUUUUAAUUUUACACAGAGAUAUGCGAGUUAGGCCAUAUAACUUUUUUUAAUGAGCCUGUUGAUUUACAACUUGUUUCUAACUAGCUUUAAAAGGAAAGCUUAAUUCAAUACAACUAAACAAGCUUUCAAUAUGAUAUUCUCUCUUACUCCUUAGCAUCUAACUAAACCUUUAAUAUGAGUCUAAUUUUGAAUUUGAGUUCAGAUAGUAAUAUUACUACCAUCCAAAAUAUAUCAGUUAAUAUUUAAAUUACAGAUUUGUAUUUGCAAAUUAUUGGAGGCUCAAGUCUUGUUUUAGGCUAUUAAAAUUAAAUGGUCUUAAAUACUGAAUCGAGGGAUUAUGAGAUUCAAGAUCCAAAUUCUGCUUCAAAUAUCAACUUUAGUUGGAAGUGUAAUAGCCUAUCCUCUAAUGACCAUAUUUGCUAUGAUUACUAAAAUAAGUAGAUUUAAUUGCAACAAGGGGUCAGAAACAUCUCAUUUCCUGCUAAAACGUUUUAGCCAUACACUGCAAUUUAGAUUACUGUUAUUGGAUAAAAAGAUUCUAGAUAAUCAAAUUUCACCACUACUUGUAUAUUCACAGAAUUAGAUAUUCCUCCACUAAAUAUUUUAUAUAUUGCAGCAAGCACUAACCGAAAAAUUAAUUUGAAUGAUGAUCUUAAUUUUUAAAUAAAUUAUGGUGAGAAUGUUUCAUCAGAUUACUUGUCUUAUGCAGGAGCUAUAUUAUAUGAUAAUAAUCCAGUUGCAGCAAUCAAAUUUGAUUAUUUCCAAGUUAGAUUCAGAAUUUGGAACUAUUUUUAAAAUAUAGAUCCCUCAAAACCAACACUUUAAAUAAGAUUUUCUGUUUAUAAUCCGCUAUUUGUUAUGCCAAGCUUGUCUACAGUUAGCAUUUAAAUUAAUAUUCCCCCUCAGAAUUGCGUUUUAAGUAUAAAUCCCUUAUAAGGAAUAGCGCUUGAAACUAUCUUCUAGAUAUAAUUAUUGAAUUGUACAGAUGAAGAUCUUCCUCUAACUUACUAGUUUUUCUAUUACAAUAGUGCUGAUGAUGCCCAUCAAGAAUUAAUUUCUCCCUGGAAUAUAUUAAGAAGAUAAAUAUAAGAUUAAACUAUCAAAAACUUAAUUUAAACAGUACUACCUAAUGGAAAUCUAGUUGUUAUGGUAUAGGUCAUGGAUUCUUACCUAGGAGUUUAUAAUACCUCUUCUAUAAUAUAGGUUCAAGAUUAGAAUAAAUCAGCUGACGAAUAUUAUAAACUGGUAAAUCAACUCACUUCAUAAACUUUAUAGAGCUCAAAUAUAUAAGUCACUAACUAACUAGUGAUUUUAAGCAUCAUAGCAGAAGACAUUAGUAAAAACAAUAACUUUCAUAGCAAAUGA
Molecule: messenger RNA, 3321 nt
Organism: Tetrahymena thermophila SB210
Lineage: Eukaryota; Ciliophora; Oligohymenophorea; Hymenostomatida; Tetrahymenidae
Product: REJ domain protein
Exons: 7
Source: RefSeq, a predicted model, not a curated record